Messenger RNA from Elgaria multicarinata webbii, 3248 nucleotides. RefSeq names its product leptin receptor overlapping transcript like 1 (gene LEPROTL1). The record is from RefSeq and is a predicted model, not a curated record. The coding region runs from base 80 to 475 and encodes 131 amino acids. NCBI's taxonomy places the organism in Eukaryota, Metazoa, Chordata, Lepidosauria, Squamata, Anguidae. Gene Ontology annotation, biological process: late endosome to vacuole transport via multivesicular body sorting pathway; negative regulation of growth hormone receptor signaling pathway. The transcript has 4 exons. Gene Ontology annotation, cellular component: endosome.
CUUCCGGGGUUUGCCUGGCCGCCUUCCUUCCACUUUGUGGUUGGCUGGGAGCGGCCUGUGCGACAAUAACAGCAGCAUCAUGGCCGGCAUCAAAGCUUUGAUUAGCCUGUCCUUUGGGGGAGCUAUUGGACUAAUGUUCCUUAUGCUUGGUUGUGCACUUCCGCAGUACAACCAAUAUUGGCCCCUGUUCGUUCUGUUCUUCUACACUCUCUCUCCAAUUCCAUACUGCAUAUCCAGAAGAGUAGUUGAAGACACAGAUGCUACAAGUAACGCCUGCAAGGAACUUGCCAUAUUUCUUACGACGGGCAUUGUUGUCUCAGCAUUUGGGCUUCCGAUUGUAUUUGCCAGAGCACAGCUGAUUUAUUGGGGAGCCUGUGCGCUUGUCCUCACAGGGAACACAGUCAUAUUUGCUACCAUCCUAGGGUUCUUCUUGGUUUUCGGCAGCAAUGAUGACUUCAGCUGGCAACAGUGGUGAAAAGAUUUGGGAAGAGAACUAUCAGCAUCUUUUGUCAUACCGUGGCCAUCCAUACAACAGAAAGAACGGGCAAUAAAGCGAAUGUACUGUUUCCACAGAGGGACCCUAGGUGUAGGACACUCUGUAUUAACUUUUCCUCUCCAUUUACAUGCAACUUUAGCAUAUUGCUUGAUUUAAACAUUUUAAAUUGUGGAUGCUGUUUUCUUUUAAGGCUUUAUUUUGAUGUGGGAACCAGAAUGCUUAAAUGUGAUUUAAAUGUUUCUCUUUUUUUCUUUUUUCUUUUUUGGAAGAACGUCAUAACUGUGUUUAAAUACAAAAUUGAUCUUUUGACCAUGGGUUAUUUUUAAGCUAUAAUGUGGAACUGUAUAACCAGACUGGCAAUGAGCUGAGGACAAAAUGCAGUGAAAGGUAAGUGGUUUUUGAAGUCCCGUCCUAGGCAUGGGUAUUGGGAUAUAAGUCUCACUGAGUUCAGUGGGGCUUACUCCCAAGUAAGUGUGCAUAGAAUUGUGUACAAGUCCUGUUGAUCUCAGAGGGGGGGAGUUAAGCAUGUUUUCUACACUCAUAUCCCUUUUUGAAAUAAAUAGGACUUAAAACAGCUGAAUUGUGUCAUUAAUUAGCAAAUGUGUACAUGGUUGUUGGAUUUUGGUAGUGACGAAGAAAAAAGUACCCAGUGGCUGUUAGUGUGUUGCCUAUGCUGUGGAAAACAUGAUAAUGCCAUUGGUACGGGGAUGAGAUAGCUUUGGACAAUAAUGGGAUUCCGAAGUUUAAAUUAUUUUGAAAGCGUGUGCGCAUUGUACACAUUUUGAAAGUUUCCUUGUUGAUACUCUAAAGCGGGGGUGGGGGGGAGGAAACUGAUCUCUCAGUGGAGAGUGAAAGACAACUGACUUUUAAAAUCUGCUUCAUGAAAGCUCAUUUUGAAAUGCUUCUAUUUUAUAAGCAUGGUAUGAUUUGACAUUCUAUGCCAACUCUUUUAUGUUUUACCAAAGGGGAGGUUAAGGGAUCACCCGUGGAACUACUGAUUAUGGGCACAACCCAGCAGGACGUUCUGCACAAGCCAGACGGAAAUGGAAAGUAGUGCUCAUGUCCAGCUCUCUCUCAUUGUCCCCAUGGCUUGCACAGGAGAAUUGCACCGGGGAUUGCGCCCACUAUGUUUGCAAAGGAUAAAAUAACUUCUGCUUCCCUUUUUUUAAAAUUUAUGUUAUACAUUGUAUAGAAAGGCUUUUCAAAUGUAGAUUAAAACGAUCACUGUUGGUAAUAACUUACCUGACAGAUCAGUUACUUUAUUAAUAUACAGUCAAAGCUUGGCUACUUGGCAGUUCUUUGACUGAAGGUUUUAUAGUGAUUCUGUCAAUGUUUCAGUUUAAGUAUUAAUGUAUUAAAUGUUAGAUCAUAAUUGUAGUUCUGUUAAAGUAUAUCACAUGUAAUUUGCAAUAUUUAAUAUUUGUUGCAUACCUCUUACUUGUCGUUUCCAUUAACCAUAAAUUACCAUAUUUUCUAGACAUUCUUUUGCUGGUGACUCAUUAGUGAGGUACUUAAUCUCUGUCUGUGCUAACACUGUACAUUAUUGCAAACUAGCCAAGUCUGACUACUUGAUGCAGUCACCUAAACAUAUUCCCUUUUAAAAGACAAUUACCAGACUAUGAGCAUGAUCCAUCCCACUGUGGGCAAACUCAGUGGAGCCUUCUUCUCUCCCUCCAUGGCUGGUCCAUAGGCAUGUACACUUCACAUUGCACCUGUAAACCCCUUCAGCCAUUACCUCCCCAGGAUCUUGGGCAGGUGAGGGAUAGCUGGAUGGAUAAAACAGUGGCGUGCCCUGGUCUUCCAUUGCAAUGACUGUCUGGUACACUGCAAUAUGGGACAUAUGGAGAAAGAGUGGGAAAAUCACCAUUUUUAACUUUUGUAAACCGCCCAGAGAGCUUCGGCUAUGAGGCAGUAUAUAAAUGUAAUAAAUAAAGGAAGAAUGGAGACAUUUACUGAUCUCCUUUAAAUGACAGAACUCCGUCCAUGGAAGUGAGGCUGGAUCAUGCCUUACCUUUGCAGGUGUAAGGCGUUGUUUAACAGACUGUAGUUAACAGUGCAUCACUAAAUAUACACGUAGGUGAUGCUGUGUUCCUGUGUAAUUUUAAAAGAUGUGAUACUGACUUAAAAUACAAAAAUUAUCCUGAAGCCCAGUGAUCAUGACAGUUACGUCCAUAUUCUAACCUCAAAAUCAUUUUUUCCUGAAAGUCAAGAGCAGAGGAUGGACCUGUACAAGUAGGCUUUAAAGCACCUGCACAGUUACUUGGAUCCUAGCCCAAGUUUGAAAUAUCUCAGCAUUUACACAUCCGCUUUUGGGAUUUGGAAGCACAACUUUUACUGCAUGACACAGAUUUAUGCUCUCAAAUCCCUGAAGCUCCUUUGGAAACUUCCUGCACUGAUGACGGAAUAGCCAUCAUAGAUAGAUACAAACUGUUUGUGAUCCUCCCAAUCAUGUACUAUAGCAAAAUGGGUUCUCUUCUGCUUUUUGUUGCUUUUAUUUGUGAAAUGACUGGCUACUCCUCCAUUGGGUGCCAACUCUAUUAUAUUUAAGAGUAGUGUGUUUUCUGUGUAUUAAUUGUGUGGACAGCAUUGUGGUGGCGAUUCCGCUCAUUUUUAGACAUAGUGCUGUCUCCGAUUAUCAGGUUAGACAUUUGAGAGGUAUGUCCUUUUUCCAUGUAAUAUGCACUGAGAAGCAUUGCCAUCCUUCUACAAAGAGAAAUUUUGAUGAGAAAACAAUAAAAAAAAUUAAAUAUCA